Messenger RNA from Capronia epimyces CBS 606.96, 1617 nucleotides. RefSeq lists its product as uncharacterized. The record is from RefSeq and is a predicted model, not a curated record. Gene Ontology annotation, biological process: transmembrane transport. The transcript has 9 exons. Gene Ontology annotation, molecular function: transmembrane transporter activity. Bases 1 to 1617 code for a protein of 538 amino acids. Lineage: Eukaryota; Fungi; Ascomycota; Eurotiomycetes; Chaetothyriales; Herpotrichiellaceae. Gene Ontology annotation, cellular component: membrane.
AUGUCUCUCGAGUCAAAGACCGCCGACAUGGCAAUCAAGCCGCACGCAGCCUCCGAUAAGCCACAUAGUAUCGCUGAGGGCGGCUUGGAUGACAUGGCCAACGUGGACGAUGCCGUCCUGAAGGCCAACGGCCAUGAGGCUGCCAUGCCUCGUCAGUUCAACUGGAUCUCUGCCCUCGGGCUUGGGUUCUCCAUUACCAACUCAUGGGUUGGAUAUCUGAGUAAUUUCGGCCAGAAUCUGAUCUACGGCGGACCUCAAUCAGUUAUCUUUGGGCUUUUGGUCGCCUUUAUUGUGCAAUGGAUCAUCACCACGGGCCUGAGUGAGCUAGGUUCUGCAUUUCCAUCCAGUGGAGGUCAAUAUCACUUUUGCUAUAUCCUGGCCCCUCCCAAAACCAAGCGCUUCGCGGCGUAUGUGAUCGGGUGGAUGUCCAUCCUGGCCUGGUGGAUUGUAACAUGCUCUGGUCUCUCCCUUGCCGCGGUCUCUCUCGCCGGACUCGUCAACUUCUGGCACCCUGCCUUCGUGGCUAAUCAGUGGCAAAUCUACCUGAUGUACCUGGCCGUGAGCUUCAUUACGGUGAUUCCACUAUUUGCAGCUCCGCGGAAAAUCUCCUGGACGGUCCAAUUCACCCUCUACCUCUCCCUCACCGGCUUCUUGGUCUUCUUCAUCGUCGUACUGGCCAUGCACAAGCAAGCCCAACCCGGGUCAUAUAUCACACAAUCUGGUCUGGGGACCAGUGGAUGGGGCUCAGGAACCGCUUGGAUGCUAGGAGUCACCAAUGCCAUGUACGCAUUUGGAGCGACUGACGGUGCCAUACAUAUUAGUGAGGAGAUCACCCAUCCGGGACGACGAGUGCCACAGGUCAUGGGUAUGACCAUGGCCAUCGGGUUCAUGACCGCCUUCCCGCUUCUCUUGGCCUUGUGCUUUUUCAUCAAGGACCUCGACGCCGUGGUCAGCUCUCCGCUCCCAAGUAUGGAGAUUGUUUAUCAGGCAAUUGGCAACAAGAAUGUGACGACCUUCCUCAUUGUUUGGCUUUGGCUUGUCUACAUCAGUGCCCUCCCCUCUCAAUGGGUGACGGCCGGUCGAUUAGCAUGGGCCUUUGCUCGCGAUAACGGGGUCCCUUUUUCGGGCUACUUCUCCAAAAUCGACUCGAGACUCGACUUCCCCGUCCGUACGACUUGUGCCGCCUUCCUCUUCUCCGCCAUCUACGGCCUCCUCUACCUGGCAUCCACGACAGCCUUCAACUCGAUCGUCACCUCGGCCGUUCUUUACCUCAACAUCACCUACGCCGUACCACAGGGCAUUCUCCUGUUCCAAGGCCGGUCCAAAUCACUGCCGGCCCGUUAUCUUAACCUGGGCUAUUUCGGGUAUUUAUGCAACAUAUUUGCGGUGCUUUGGAUCGUUGUCUUGGGCACCUUGAUCUGCUUUCCGCCCACCCUGCCCGUCACGGUCGGGGCCAUGAACUAUACGAGCGUCAUUCUCGUCGGACUGUUUGCCAUAAUUAUAGCAUUGUGGUUUGUUAACGGUCGCAAAAACUUCCACGGCCCAACCAUCGACUGGGAAUUACUGAAUCAAGCCAACCUCGUGUCUGAAAAGGCUGAAUCCAAAGCCAAAGCCUAA